AGUUAUUCUGUUUUGUAUUGCAAGUGCAUGGCGCAGAUAGACGUCGACGAAGAAUCAUUUUCUCUGGAUAUCUUUAAACGUUUGCUAUUUUUUUUGAGGGGGAAUAACGCACACAUUCUGAAAUGAGAGUGUGAGAUGUUAUUACUUCCGAAAGUCUGGAUAACUACCGCUGACACGUUGAUGAUUUCUACGAAAGUGGGUCUGAGGAGAAGCUUGUGCUGCAUUCAUAAACACUUCUUUAGGACUCACAACAACCCUUGAGCGUUGUUUACCCACCCAUUAAACACCCCGUUUUCCGUGCAUUUGGGAUGACAGCGGCUGAAAAGAGUAUGAUACACAUGGAGGAUCCCGGUGGAGUUGUCAGGCUCCGAGAGGAACACGAAAAGGUGGUGAAGGACUGCGAGCAGCGGAUGCAGCAUUGGGAGAAGCUCUCAGGUGAUUAUGAAGCCCUGAAAGACCGCCUCAAAAAUCUUCCGGAUAAAGUGUCUUAUGACAUCAUGGUGCCAUUCGGCGCUUUGGCCUUCAUGCCCGGGAAGCUGGUGCACUCAAACGAGGUCACCGUGUUGCUCGGUGACAACUGGUUUGCAAAGUGUUCUGCCAAGCAGGCUGAGAAACUCGUCGACCACAGGAUGAAGUACGUGAGGAGCGAACUGGAUGGUUUGUCCAAGACAAGGAAAAACUUUGAAGCAAGAGUUGGAAUGGUGAAGGACUGGGAAAACAUCUCAUCCAAAAAGGGGGGCUACAUUGACAUCCGAGAGGAGGUCGGAAAAAACGAGACUACUAAAGGAAAGCAUAGAGUGGCUCACAAACCGCAUUCAAAGCCCAAGCUGGACGCUGUGCUGGAUCUGGAAGAGGAAAGUGAAGAAAGUAGAGAAGAGACCCAGCAAAACGGGAGCACAAAGGGCUUUAUGACUCAGGAGGAGUUGUGGGCUCGAUUAGAUGAACUUGAGAAACUGGAGGAUCUGCAAGAUGAGCAUGACAGGUUGUCUGACCAUGCAGACCUUGUGAGCGAGGACACGUCGUCGUCAUCUUCUUCGGAGGAGCAGACCGAGACAGACUCCUGUCCUCCGGUGAAUGGACUGCGACCCCAUGGCAGCCCACUCCCUCGUGAAGUCAUAAAAGAAGACGAUGAGGAAGACAGCAGUUUGCCGACCAUUUAUUUCUCUCACACGGUCGAGCCCAAAAAGGUGAGGAUCAACACAAGCAAGAACACCAUGCUGAAGUUCAGCGACAGGAAAGAACCGAAGGACAAUUCAAAACGAAAAAAGAAAAACGGUCACCGCACUGGAAACUCUCAACGUGAAGUUCACAAAAUUCAAACACCUGCAGACAUCUACAGGCUGUAUGUGGAUUUAAGGAAUGGCGCGCCCAUCCCCAAGAAGUCCAUCCUGAAGUCGCGUAGCCGGGAGAACAGCGUGUGCAGUGACACAAGCGAAAGCAGCGCGGCCGACAUCGAAGAACGACGCAUGCUGUGCCGUGGAUUCAGUCACGAUGAGGCCAUGCCCAGUGACAACAGUGCCAGCGACGGCCUUACAGAGGAGGACAGCCCUACAGGAAUGCCGACGCAUCCCACUGGACGAUUUGAGGCCUUCUCAGGUACUGUCGUGGAAAAAGAGCCAAUGCCCUUGUCUGUUCCCCAUCUGACCAUCGCACCGCCAGCCCUUCCAACCAUCCUGGAGUGGAAACAGGAGGAGGUGGCGCCCGACGCGGCGCCCCCUCCACAGCCUGUUAAACGGGUGUCAAAGUUCAAAGCUGCCAGGAUGCAGCAGAAAUGACACUGUGUGUGUUUUUCCUCCCCAACAGUCAGCAUCUUCUCCUUUUCUUUACAACCUUUAGCAUCAUCGGCUAUAGAUAUAUACGGUUUAGGUUAGUAAAAAGGCUAGCUAACGAUUUGGUUCCUCUUUUUUGUUAUCGACGGUGUUGUAGGACUGUAAUCUCAGUGUAGCUUGUCAUCAUGUCAACCAAACAACUCAUUUGAACCUGCUUAAUGAAUGUACGUAAAGCUUUAUUAUUAUGAUGAGACGAGGAAGGAAGGAAAAGGAAAAUAAAUGAUUUUGCAUAAGUCA
Nerophis lumbriciformis (worm pipefish) is the source of this 2066-nucleotide messenger RNA. It is a transcript of the gene uri1, whose product is annotated as URI1 prefoldin like chaperone. The record is from RefSeq and is a predicted model, not a curated record. Gene Ontology annotation, molecular function: phosphatase inhibitor activity; transcription corepressor activity; chromatin binding. NCBI's taxonomy places the organism in Eukaryota, Metazoa, Chordata, Actinopteri, Syngnathiformes, Syngnathidae. Gene Ontology annotation, biological process: negative regulation of transcription by RNA polymerase II; negative regulation of phosphatase activity.